Messenger RNA from Labrus mixtus (cuckoo wrasse), 4792 nucleotides. It is a transcript of the gene ltk, whose product is annotated as leukocyte receptor tyrosine kinase. The record is from RefSeq and is a predicted model, not a curated record. Gene Ontology annotation, biological process: cell surface receptor protein tyrosine kinase signaling pathway; protein phosphorylation; regulation of cell population proliferation. Gene Ontology annotation, cellular component: membrane; signaling receptor complex. NCBI's taxonomy places the organism in Eukaryota, Metazoa, Chordata, Actinopteri, Labriformes, Labridae. The transcript has 29 exons. Gene Ontology annotation, molecular function: ATP binding; protein binding; transmembrane receptor protein tyrosine kinase activity. The coding region runs from base 187 to 4791 and encodes 1534 amino acids.
GGUAUGAGUAACAGUGCGCAACUUGGAGAAACAACUACACUAUCCAGAGGAGCGCGCUUGGGGCAGCGUCCAUUAACGGAGGGAUUCACGAGCCUGUUUGUAAAGGACUACGAAACGCAUUAAUGACGACCUAAAGGUGCCAGAAACUACAAGAACUCUGCGGAUGUGACUAAAAAAAAAAAAGCCAUGGAUUAUGUAAAACACCACAGUACUCAUUUCUCUAUCGUCUUUUUGAUGAUUAGCAGCACCUGCAAUGCUCUCUUGGAUCACUUUCUGGAAGAAAGCUACUUGGAGCAGCUGUUUCCUCAUCAUUUGGGGUUAGAAGAUGACAGUCAAAAUACGUCGUGUGAUUUCGAGUCACCAUGCCUCUGGGCUUCAUCAAAUCACACUGAUCAGAGCGACUGGUCGGUGGUGUCACCACAGCAGCAGAAAGGCGCUCAUGCUGGGAUGAUGCCUGUGACUGACUACUCAGUGGGAAGCCCUCAAGGGCACUUCCUGCACUUAAGCUCCUCCCCUGCCGCAGAGGCCUCUGGGAGGUGUGAGUACCACCUAACCAGCCCAGUCCUUCCAGGAAGUAACAGGGACUGCAUGUUGCAGGUGGCUCUGUAUGAGGCCGUUCCAGCGUGGGGGAACCUCACGGUCCUGAUUAAGCCAGUCCUCUCAGGUUCAGCUGUUCGAUCUGUGGUUCUGAACAACAAGAGACGUGAUGAGCGCAGGGGUGAGUGGGAGGUUCUAGAGACUAUGAUUGGCCAGGUGGAGGAAGCCUUCCAGGUGACCCUGCUCUACACCUCCUGUUUGGGGAAAGAUGGGACUACUGUGGCGCUGGAUUCUCUGGAGCUCAUAGACUGUGACUCAGAUCCGAUCGACGGGCUGGAUGCUCCAUGUGGGGAAUCUUUCCACUGUGAGAACUCAGGAGGCUGCAUCGACCAGAGCCUAGUGUGCAACUUCCACACCGACUGCCCGUUAGGAGAGGAUGAGGGCUUAAUCUGUGCUGGUCUUCUGUCUGGAUCACACUGUUCGUUUGAACUAGAUGCCUGUGGCUGGUCCGUGUCUAACCAUCACUCAGCCUGGCGAAGGGUCGCUGGAGACGAGUUUCUGAAGGAGGGAGACAUGCAGGGUGUAGCUCUGAAGCGUACACCAGGGCACUUUCUGUUUCUGCAGGUAAGAGAAAGUAAUCCUCUUCGAGAAGCGUCCAUUCAGAGCUCCCCUUUUCCUCCUCCAGUGUCUCCCGCUGCAUGUCAGGUGCGAUUUUCUUUGUACCUGUACGGGGACUUUAACGGUUCGUUGGUGGUGGCAAUAGAGGAGAAUGGGACCACCACCGCACCACUUGUCUGGGAGAAAAAUGGUCAGUGGACGGAUGACUGGGAAGACGUCGCCCUGCAGCUGACUGGUCUUCAUUAUGGGUUCCACGUGAAGGUGACGGCUGUGUGGGGGGAAGGUUCUAACGCUGAUGUCGCUCUUGAUGACAUUGCCAUUGGAGCAGCCUGCUUUAACAAAGAUCUCAACUCUCUCUUUACCAUGGAGGACUUGGAGGAUUUCUUAAGCCCUCUUCCAGAGCCUUCAGCCUCAGAGGUUUCUUUGAUGACGUGGUGGUUUAACUCAUGCGGGGCCAGCGGUCCCCGCGGUCCGACCCAGGCCCAGUGUGACAGCACCUACAGGAACAAAAACGUCAGCGUCACUGUGGGAAAGGAAGGCUCUCUGAAAGGCGUCCAGAUAUGGAGGGUGCCUGCUACCAACAGAUACCUGAUCUCUGCCUACGGGGCUGCAGGAGGGAAAGGAGCCAAAAACCACAACAAACGCAACCACGGGGUUUUCAUAUCCGCCAUCUUUCCUCUGGAGAAGGGAGAUGUUCUUUACAUCCUAGUGGGCCACCAGGGAGAGGAUGCGUGCCCAGGGGUGAGUAGGAGAAAUCCCCUAACCCAGAAAAUCUGCCUGGGAGAGUCGUCUGUGAUUGAAGACAACCUCAGUGAAGAGGCUGGUGCAGAGUGGGCGGGUGGAGGAGGUGGAGGAGGAGGAGCAACCUACAUCUUUAAGAUGGAGGGAGGGGAGCUGGUUCCUUUGCUGAUUGCUGCUGGCGGAGGAGGAAAUGCAUAUAUGGAAGACCCAGAGUCCAGUUCUGACCAGAUUCCACUGGAGCAGUAUGAAAACAGCACCAUAGCUCCCAGUACGAGCGGUCGAACUGGUGCUGCAGGUGGAGGAGGAGGCUGGAAGGACAGUCCCAGUGCUAACCUGAGGGCUGGAAAGUCUCUGGUGGAGGGUGCUGAGGGGGGGUCAUCGUGUCCCCUUGCCCUGUCCAAACUCAGCUGGUCCACCUAUGGGGGCUUUGGAGGUGGUGGUGGAGCUUGCACAGCAGGAGGGGGUGGAGGAGGUUACAGAGGAGGUGACGCUGCGGUGACGGACGAGAUCACGGCUGACGGCCAGAAUGGAAUCUCGUUUAUUCAUCCAACAGGAGAGAUUUUCCUUCAGCCUCUGGCAGCCAUGGAGAGUCACGGCGAGUGUGAGAUCAAGGUGCAGCUGAACUGCAGCCACUGUCAGACACAGAGCUGUAAACGGGAUGAAGACACCCACCUCGUCUUGUGUCUCUGUGAAGAUGACGAAGUCCUGGCCAGUGACAAUGUUACAUGCAUCCGCACAGUGGCAGGUUCCCAAGGCUUGGCUCCACAGGGCCAAUUGUCCUCGUCUUUGAUCUUGGCAGUCGUGGUCUCCACCAUAGCGAGCGGAAUCGCUCUGAUCUGCGCCGGCGUCAUCCUAAUGUGGUACCGCAGAAAGAACUACCUGCUAGCAGUGAGGGGACGUCUGCAGAGUCCAGAGUACAAGCUGAGCAAGAUCCGCUCCUCCACCAUCAUGACGGACUACAACCCCAACUAUUGCUUUGCAGGGAAGGCGGCGUCACUCAAUGAGCUGAAGGAAGUACCACGCAAGAACAUUACGCUUCUCAGAGCUCUUGGCCACGGCGCUUUUGGUGAAGUGUAUGAAGGACAAGUUCUGGGAAUGAGUGCCGAUAACAGUCCCAUGCAGGUGGCAAUAAAGACUCUUCCAGAAAUCUGCUCCGAACAGGAUGAAAUGGAUUUCCUGAUGGAGGCGCUGAUUAUGAGCAAGUUCAGCCAUGACAACAUCGUGCGCUGCAUCGGCGUCAGUCUGAACAUCCUGCCACGAUUCAUCCUGCUGGAGCUCAUGACUGGAGGAGACAUGAAGAGCUUCCUGAGACAGAACAGACCACGAGCUGGCCAGACCUCUUGUCUCACCAUGCGAGAGCUGCUGAGGAUGGCCAGAGACAUCGCCUUUGGGUGUCGCUACCUCGAGGAGAACCACUUCAUACACAGGGACAUAGCUGCUAGAAAUUGCCUUCUUACUUGCCCUGGACCAGACCGAGUGGCCAAAAUUGGAGACUUUGGAAUGGCGCGUGAUAUUUACAGAGCGAGCUAUUACAGGAAAGGUGGUCGUGCGAUGCUGCCAGUCAAAUGGAUGCCACCAGAGGCCUUCAUGGAGGGAAUCUUCACCUGCAAGACUGAUACAUGGUCAUUUGGAGUGCUGCUGUGGGAGAUCUUCUCUCUGGGUUACAUGCCGUAUCCCUGCAAAACCAACCAAGAGGUGCUGGAGUUUGUCACGAGUGGAGGCAGGAUGGAUCCUCCAAAGAGCUGCCCGGGGCCUGUCUAUCGGAUCAUGACUCAGUGUUGGCAGCACUGUCCCGAGCACCGGCCCAACUUUUCUUCUAUCCUGGAGAGAAUUAACUACUGUUCUCAGGACCCAGACGUGAUCAACACCCCCCUGCCAGUGGAGUAUAGCCCCAACUCUGAGGACAAUGGUGGUUUAAUAAUCCGUCCCUCUGACCACACCUCCUCCAGCCUCACUCCUCUCCUGGUGUCCCACACUGUUCCCCAGGAUUCCUCCCAGCUUGGUCUCUCCUCCCUAGGCCUGGGUCCCAACCCUCUUACCCCACAGCCCACCAAACCCCGUCUCCUCCUCCAGAAAACCCAACCUGUCCACCAGGAAGUAACAUCAUGUCGUGAAGCUCUAGAGCCAUCCUGGGCUGAACCUGUACCCGCUCCAGGUUUGUCAGCCGCUACCGCGUGUGCAGGAGGCCACUGGCUCCACCCUGAACCUCCUCAUCACCAGCCCUGCUCCAGGAACAGCUCCUCCUCAGGGAGCCAGAGGCUGAAGAACAAGACGAAGAACCUGUGGAACCCCACAUACGGUUCCUGGGUUUUGGAAAACUUCAGGGGGAAGAAAACACUUUCUCACACUCAGUCCAUGCCGCUCUCAAGCUCAUCUACCAGCAGCUCUAACACGCAGGCUCCUCCGACCUGCAGCCCGACUUUAGAGAGCCGUGACACUGGAUGUGAGAGCCCUUCAAGCUUCUGCACCUCCUCAACUCCACCCCCUUCCUGCCAAGCUCAAGCUGCAAUGAGCCCAUCAUCCCAUAAGAUGCCAACUGGUGGCAGCUCUAAAGCUGGUCUGGACCUGGCUAAGCUGCAGAGUUUUCCUUGUGGCAACGUCAACUACGCCUAUGAUGAGCAAAGCUACGAGGCAGAGAGCCUGCCUCUGGUGAAGCCCAAAGAUCCAGAAGCCAUCACCAACACCAGCUCUGCCCCCAGUGUGUCCUCAGGAACCAGCCUGGGACUGGCGCUAGGCCUCCACACUUCCUCUUCCUGUAUGCCCAAGCUGCUGCUGAAGCGCCACGCCAGCUACGGACACGAAGACGUGAGAAGACACACCAAAGCUGAGAAACCAACGCGGGACAGAGACUCAGGUUUUUCUCUGUCCGAAGAUCUCAGUGUUACCCCGAUCUAAA